AUGCUAGGCUCCCUCACACGGUCGCGACCGCAGUUCGUAUUCCGGGCGCCCUACUGGGCCGCCCUUUCAGUGCCUCAUUCACGCCACGUGUCAAGGAAAGCCGCAACGAAGAAAGGGUCCGGACGGAAAUCGCGUGAGGACUACUGGAGAGACCACCCGCGUCUGGCGUACAGCGACAAGUACCCGCUGUCACGCGAGCUUGCUGAUCUCGGCCCUCGACCUGACCCGCUCCGAAGCACAAAUACGACAGCCCGCUUGCGGACCCAGAUUGUAAGUCCAGACCUAUGCGAUGACGUAUUAAAGUACAUCGGUCCCUCGCUAGAAAAGUACAAAGGAUGCGACAUCAUCGACCUGAAUCCCGGCGCCUGUUUAUGGUCGCAGAAGCUGCAUGAAUUCCUUCAACCGCGGACGCAUGUGCUCUUUGAACCGGCCCCGGCCAUGUGGAGCACCUACCAGCGACCUCUAUUGGACAAGCCAGGCUCGAAAUAUAGGCUAUACGAGGGAAAAGACAUGAAAGACAGAACUGCGUUCGACGAACUGUUCGACACCAUUCUGUCGCACCAACAGCCCGUUCAGCCCCAGAUCUCUGGGCCGCUGCAACCGAACAAUGACCUGUUAGUCACGGGCUCGAUCAUGUGGGACCCGAAAGCCUCAGGCAUGGGGUUUGACUCACUGGGAAAGCAGCUCAUGCAUUUGUUCAACGAGUGCGCUUGGAGAGACGAGCGCUUCCAUAGAUAUGGCCCGGUACGGUCGCUCUUGUGGACGACUGAGGCAGACUUCAAGGGCGCUGUACCCCGCUCUCACUACAUGUACCCCAAGUAUUCGAUGGCGUUCAACUACUUAGCCAAAACCGUGCAGGUGGUGACGCCAGACCAUCUACCGAAAGGCCCCGGACACUCCACAAUUGGUCGGCUGCCACAGUACGAGAUCCAAAGCGUGAUCCGCGCGAUGCAACGUGGCCGAGAAAACGGCUUGGAGCUUCCCCAGCAUCGUCGAGAUUGCAUACACGAAAUGGCCGAAGAGAUAAUGCAGCGCAACAUAGAGCAGGGCAAGGCCGCCGACACGAGACUCACUCAGCCUGAAAUGAUAGAAUACUUUGAAAAGCGGACACGGGAGGGGAAGUCGAGUGUUGGGGUUGACUACCAGCGGGAUAUCGAUAUCAUCUCGCAAGACGAGUAUCUGGAGAAGCAUCCCGAACUCCUCUGGACCACAGACCCAUCCGGUCGUCGCAAGCGCACCCCACGCGGUGUAAAACACCAUUUCCGCUACUGUCAAUUAACCUCGCUUCGCAAAUUUAGAAUCCAGGCCGAAGAGAUUGCGGAUCGCUUCGAAGGCAUGUUUGAUCGGGAAAUCGAGGUCCUCAAGAUGGAGGACGGCCCAGAGAAAGAGGAGGCGAAGAAGGAGCUGGAAGCCUUGGACGAAGAACUGGAAAUGGCCGUGGAACAGUUACAUGCUCCCAAACGGACCGCUGCGGUGUCGUCAGCAAACGAUCGCAUCUCGCUCAAGUCCCCCAUUCCGCGCCUCCAGUGGGACCAUCGACCAUACGAGCCUCUCGUCAUGCAGCCGGAGGAGUUUUGGCCCCGGCAGCGCGCUUGCUUGAUCGAUAUUGAGCCUUAUCCGCGCAAGGACUUCAAGCUGGAUUGGUUCAUGGACUUUGCCUACGCGCUGUUCAAUUCACCUAAUAACUCGGUGCUGAAGGCGCUCGAAUCCAUGCAGUCUGGAGCAUCCGCUCUGGUCAAUGAAGUGCCGAGCUUGAGGGACCCGGCACGGGGUGGGCGACUGAAUCUGGACCAUAUGAAGGUCAACAUGUUGACGAACGAGAUGAUUGAAGGUCUGUGGCAUGCAUACAACGCCUGGCCAUUCAAGGACGAGUCGGCGAACCAUUCGAAAUAUUUUACGCUGAAGCAAAAGGGUCGCUCCUCAAGUAGAGAUGGCGGUAACAGGUGAUGUCAGCUCAUGACAGUGGACGCUAUGCGAUUCUAUAGUGGAAACACUUGUAAACCUGUUUGUACAAAUAAUGUAACACAUGAGGCACGGAU
Paraphaeosphaeria sporulosa is the source of this 2039-nucleotide messenger RNA. Its product is annotated as S-adenosyl-L-methionine-dependent methyltransferase. The transcript is spliced from 2 exons. Gene Ontology annotation, molecular function: mitochondrial transcription factor activity. Gene Ontology annotation, biological process: transcription initiation at mitochondrial promoter. The record is from RefSeq and is a predicted model, not a curated record. Bases 1 to 1947 code for a protein of 648 amino acids. Gene Ontology annotation, cellular component: mitochondrial matrix; mitochondrial DNA-directed RNA polymerase complex. NCBI's taxonomy places the organism in Eukaryota, Fungi, Ascomycota, Dothideomycetes, Pleosporales, Didymosphaeriaceae.